AUGACUCUUCAUUAUUUUGAAGCAAUUAUAUCAUUAAUCUAUGGAGAUUGUCGAUUGUUCACACAGAAUGAAAAAUCGACAUGUAUCCUUUGCAAAUAUUUGACAAUGCCAUUCUUAAAAAUACAAAAAGCUACGUGGUGCCAACAACGAAUAGAAUCUUGCAAACGUAAUGGUUGGCGACACGCUAUAUACAUGCCUGAAGCGAAACAUGUCGUUAAAGCACAUUAUAAGGGUGAAUGGAGAAACGAUAAGAGAGAGGGCAAAGGCAUAGGAAUAAGCAGGUGUCAUAAAAAUUGCUAUCAACGUAUUUAUAUUCAAGUCCCGAUAUUUCAUUCGCUAUACGGAAUCAUUCUUUCGCGCAGCUUCGGCUGGAUGUACGAAGGUGAUUGGUUCAAGGAUCGUAGACAUGGCUAUGGUAUUUUGAGUAAAAUUUCGGAAGACGGUAACAUACGUAAAGUGUACGGCGGUGAUUGGGCGAAAGGAAGAAAGAACGGAUUCGGAAGCAAUUGGUACAGAGACGGCAGUUAUUACGAAGGAACGUUUCGGAAAAACAAACGAGACGGUUACGGCCGGAUCUGGUAUAAAUGCGGUAGUGGAUAUUAUCAAGGCACAUGGUCGAACGAUCGUUAUCAUGGAGAAGGGAUACUCAUUCAAAAAAAUGGUAAUCUCUACGAGGGUCAAUUUAUAAAUGGCAAGAAGGAAGGUCGAGGGGUCUUCUAUCACUUUGACAGCCAUCAAGUACAGAUGGGUCAUUGGGAGAAUGACAUCUGUAUCAAUAGCACGAUAGAGGACAUCGACUAUCACCGACAGUCAAGCUUAUAUCCGACAUUAUUACAUAUUCCAAGGAUAAAUAGCCAAGCAGUGCUGCACUUAUAAGUGCAUUGCGUCAUCUCUCGUUUACGUUUUCUUUAAUCGAUUUAAACAUACAUGUUUCAUGUGUUACCUAUUCUUUCCGCAUUUAGAGCGAACGGAAAAUAUAAUCCGUGCGUAUGAUUUAGUAACUACAUCCGUUUCAUUUCGAUAAUCGCGUUCCUGUUAUAUAGCAUUGAUUCGCGCGCCGAUAAAGUAUGUACAAACAAUAACCGAACAUAUUCGAUUUUCAUCGUAAUCGAAAUAUAACACAUCUCAAGUUACCCGCAAAAUCGUGUACAUGCGAGUCCGCCUCCCUCCACAUCCUGAUAUUUCGUUUGUUUUUACGGCAAUCGUAAUAUACAUGGACGUAAGAAAUACCUGGACAGAUCGUAAGGUACCCUUUUAGACGCGGGGGCUGAGUCUGAAAGGGUGAGGGGUCCAUCGUUGCGGCCAUCUUAGAGGCCAGAGAUUUUGCAUCUGCUUUCACGUCGCGCGGUAUUAUUUAGUAUUAAAUAUACAAUAUAAAUAACAAUAACAAUUAAACAAAUUAGAA
Molecule: messenger RNA, 1405 nt
Organism: Formica exsecta
Lineage: Eukaryota; Metazoa; Arthropoda; Insecta; Hymenoptera; Formicidae
Product: MORN repeat-containing protein 3-like
Exons: 4
Coding region: 1-876 (291 amino acids)
Source: RefSeq, a predicted model, not a curated record